AUGGCUGCUACAGGUAUGUUUUUUGAGCAGAUCUCGAGUUCCUUAGUGGAGUACGGCAUGGCAGUGGAGGAGCCGUCGCCUGCAGAGGUGCGGUCAUUGCUGCGCGACUGCGGGCUGGCGGGGAAGCGGCAGCUGAACCGGGACGAGUUUGAGGCGCUGUACCUCGCCAUACUCAAGGUGGCUGCGGGCAAGUGCAUCCGGAGCUUUGUACGAAAGUAUGGCAGAGGCAUCCUCGUCGGCACGGCGGGGCUGUUCAUCGCCAAGCGCGCGCUGCGGGCUGUGCCGCUGGUCGGCCUGCUGGCGUCCCCUGUGCUAAUGCUCGUGCCCACGCUGCUCGUCGGCCCGGCGAUAGGCGUCCUGGGCGUGUACUGCCUUGACCAUGGCGGCGUGGGCGCUCUCAGAGACCUGUGGGACAACAUCAGGGGCAGUGGGGGCGGCGGCGGCUUCAUCGCAGGGUGA
Molecule: messenger RNA, 459 nt
Organism: Monoraphidium neglectum
Lineage: Eukaryota; Viridiplantae; Chlorophyta; Chlorophyceae; Sphaeropleales; Selenastraceae
Exons: 6
Coding region: 1-459 (152 amino acids)
Source: RefSeq, a predicted model, not a curated record